UGUGAGCUGGGUGCAGUCCAAAGUUUUUCUUCCAAUAGUUCUGCAUAACAACUGAUAACACCCUAUUUCCCAUGUUACUCAUAAUUUUGUGUGAAGUUUAAAGUUCCUAUCUGACCGUGCGACUGACUGAACUCUUCCACACAGUGCGAUACACCUGUACUUUUCCUCAGUUGCAAUAAUUACAAGAGCAGCCUGCAUAGGGAGAAGGCAUCCCUCAAGGACAAGACCGCAAAUCUACUUCCUUAAGUCUAGUCUUUUUUUAUGAUAAAGCAUAGUCCUCUAUGGAAUCAGCAUGGCAGAGAGUGGAAUCCAUGCACCGCUGGAUUCUGGAGAAUGGGGAUAAGCGGACGGACCCAUGGCUUCUAAUCUACUCUCCUGUACCAAUCAUCUGUAUGUUUUUGUGCUAUCUUGGUAUUAUUUGGAUUGGACCCAAGCUUAUGAAACACACGGAACCAGUGAAUCUAAAAGCAGUGCUUAUUGUAUACAACUUUGCCAUGGUCGGUUUGUCGAUUUACAUGUUCCAUGAGUUCUUGGUCACAUCUUGGCUGGCAGACUACAGUUAUCUGUGUCAACCUGUGGACUACAGCCCCAGUCCUCUAGGAAUGAGGAUGGCCAGUGUAUGCUGGUGGUUCUUCUUCUCUAAAGUUAUUGAGCUUAGUGAUACAGUCUUUUUUAUCCUAAGAAAAAAGAACAGCCAGCUCACUUUUCUACAUGUGUAUCAUCAUGGAACUAUGAUCUUCAACUGGUGGGCAGGAGUUAAAUUUGUGGCGGGAGGUCAAUCAUUUUUUAUCGGGCUGCUGAACACCUUUGUUCAUAUAGUGAUGUAUUCUUACUAUGGCCUGGCGGCCCUGGGGCCUCACAUGCAGAAAUAUCUGUGGUGGAAGCGCUACCUCACUUCAUUACAGCUGGUCCAGUUUGUCUUGCUGACUAUUCACACUGGUUACAACCUCUUCACCGAGUGUGAUUUUCCUGAUUCCAUGAAUGCAGUUGUGUUUGCAUAUUGCGUCAGCCUCAUAAUACUCUUCAGCAACUUUUACUACAAGAGCUACAUAACCAGGAAGAGCAAGAUGUCUUAACAUUGGUCCACAUGAGCAGAGGCCUCACCCGUCCUUUGAUAGACUAAUUUGUCCAUUGCUGUUCUCACUGCAGUCAUUCCUCAGUUAAAUUAAGUCUUCAGGACCGAAAAUUUGGUGAAACCACUGACCUCAUAUCUAAUUUGGGUUGUAAAUGACUUAUCCAAUAAAGAUGUGACAUGUCUUAUUGCAUUUUGGAACCUCAACCAAAAUAAUUUGAAAUUAUUAUUAUCAUUUUAGAUAACUUUAAGAUGGAAUCUUGUGUAAAAACAGCUUUGUACUGUCUUAUAAAUUGUGUCUUUAUUAACAAAAGUGAAGUGCACUAGAUGGCGCUAUUUACGUAUCUUGACCAUAGAUCUUGACUGCAGCUGCCUCAGACGAUGUUCUCGCGCGAAUUCUCGCGAUAAUUAAUUAGCAGUGUUGCCAACUUAGCGACUUUGUCGCUAGAUUUAGUGACUUUUCAGACCCCCCCGGCGAUUUUUUUUCCCAAAAAAGCGACUAGCGACAAAUCUAGCGACUUCUUAGACAAACCUUAGCGAGUCUCUGUGAUCGCUGGUACUGACGCAACGGCGCGAGGUCAGCGCGCACACCUCUCUCUCUGCGUCUGCUCUGUUCAGCCAGCGGCUUGAGGACCAGCGCCUUCAGUUAAAAUAGAUAUUAUGUCGCUUCUCUAAUUUUACAUGCAAAUAUAGCCGAAAUCACAGCACAGGAAUUGUCUUUGUCUUGUCUUUUCUUAUGUGCGUUUCAUUUCAUCAGACGAUGGUUCAAAUAUAAAGCAGGAUUUUUGUUCAGAUUAACGUCUUGGAAGGGAGAGCUAGUUAUGCAUUUCAGUCACUAUUUC
Molecule: messenger RNA, 1914 nt
Organism: Sinocyclocheilus grahami
Lineage: Eukaryota; Metazoa; Chordata; Actinopteri; Cypriniformes; Cyprinidae
Gene: elovl8b
Product: ELOVL fatty acid elongase 8b
Exons: 9
Coding region: 282-1076 (264 amino acids)
Biological process (GO): fatty acid elongation, polyunsaturated fatty acid; fatty acid elongation, saturated fatty acid; very long-chain fatty acid biosynthetic process
Cellular component (GO): endoplasmic reticulum membrane
Molecular function (GO): fatty acid elongase activity
Source: RefSeq, a predicted model, not a curated record